Molecule: messenger RNA, 2260 nt
Organism: Caenorhabditis angaria
Lineage: Eukaryota; Metazoa; Nematoda; Chromadorea; Rhabditida; Rhabditidae
Source: the annotation of a GenBank genome assembly
AUGAGACCUCUUUUCAAGUAAGGAAAAAAUGCUCUGCUCCAAGAAUCCAACAAAUUUCAGAAUUGCACUCACCUUAUUUAUCGGCGCUUCAAUUGUUGUUUGCUACAAAAUAUACGAGAGAAAAAAAUCGCGAAAACCAUCGAGGAAAAUUCAUCGAACACCAAUCAAGAGGCGAAUUUCGGAUGUUAAGACGUUGGAUGAAACGCAAAAAGACGAAAAAGUCAAGAAAGAGGAUGCUAAAAUGAGAAAAAAGAGUGUUCGCGAAACAAGUUCGGAUAUUUUGCAUCCAGCACCUUUUGAUGUAGGUUUAGCUUAGUUCAACUAUACUCUAGUUUGUUGAAAAAAAUCCGAAAAAACACAAAUUCAAACCGCGCGGGCGUGCAACGUCAACGCGGAGUCUCGUUGUUUUCUUUUUAUUUUUUCGGGGAAAAAACAGAUUGCUGUGUAAACACCGCGACGCACGAAUGCACAAUUCAAUUUCCCGAAUUUUGCAGAAUGUACUGGGAAAAAUUCCAUCGGACAAAAAAACCAACAAACUUUGCGGAACUCUAUCAGACAGUGAAAUGCGAGAAAUCGAUCAGAAAAACAUCACAUUCGACAAUUGUGAAUAUAUCGCUGCCAAAGGAUCUUCACGAGCUCCUGAAUCUCUUUCAACUUUGAGUUCAGCUUCAACUGACGGACCGAAAAUUGUUGAGACUUUUCGAAUUGUUGAAGCGGAUUCUUCGGAUUUUGAAAGAAGUUCGAGAUCGACAACAAAAAGUAUUGAAAAAUCGAAGGAAAAUGGUAGGAUUAUUAUCGAAAAUCUCACGCGCUCCACCGAAAUAAACACGCAACGCAGACCGCGCCGCGUCACAACACACACAAAAAGGGAGGGAAUUUGAAUCGUUCCCUUGUGUUGUGGCGCGACGCGGUCUGCGUUGCGUGUUUAUUUCGGUGGAGCGCGUGAUACCGAUGAGAUUUUUUAAAAAUGAUUUAAAAUAAAUAUUUUUCAGAUCCAGAUCCUCCAAAAUCAGAAGAACCUGGAACAAAACAAAAUGGUAAGAUUUUGAAAAACCCGUGAAGAAUUAUCGAAUGUCAGUAAAUAAACUUUUUCUAUAAAAUUUUGAAUUUUGAUAGAUUUUAUCAGAAUUUUUGUCUAACUUGACACUUUACUGUUUUUCGGGCAAAAAUCGUAGAUUUCUGCCACGUCAUAGCUUAUUAUCGAAAAUCCCCAUCGGGACCACGCGCUCCACCGAAAUAAACACGCAACGCAGACCGCGCCGCGCCACAACACACACAAAUAAGGGAACGAUUCAAAUUCCCUUCCUUUUUGUGUGUGUUGUGGCGCGGCGCGGUCUGCGUUGCGUGUUUAUUUCGGUGGAGCGCGUAGGAUGUGAGAAAAGCUAUGACGUGGCAAAGGCCUGCAAUUUUGCCCAAAAAAACAGUAUUCGAAUAAUUUGUGACAAAAAAUCUGGAAAUUAUGUUUUCAACGCUGAAAUUUGUUCAAUUUCCAGCUCCACCAAAACUCGAAGAAAUCAAAUCUGACCCUCUAGUUACACCAACUCGACCGGAAGAUGCUCAAAUUGUGGCUCCGCCAGCUCCAAGUCCACCAAAUUCAUUGCUGACUUCUCCAACUCCGCCUCAAAAUCAACCAUCACCCUCUCAACAUGCUUUAACUGAACCAUCAUCAUCUGGAAUCGCAUCUCCAAAUGUUCCACGAGAAAAACUUGAGAUAUCCAAUGAUCCAUUGGCAAGUCCAAAGAAGAGUUCUCAAAAAUCAUCAAAAUCGAGGUGAGUUUGAUGUUUAUCAUUGAAAAUUAAACUUCUACAUACAGAUCUUCGCAAAAAACCAAAUUCAAACUUUGCCGAUGUCGAUAUAACAAUCGAAAUGGAUUUGUUGACGAUAAAAAUACGCUAACAUUCAAUGAAAACGUGACACCGCAAAUUGCACCAACUACAGUUUUACCAGUGGUUUUUUCGCGAUACAAAUCUGAGAAUUUAUUGGAACUUUAUGGAGAUAUUGUUGAAUUACCAGAUGAAUGUUAUAAAGUUGAGCCGGAGUUGAUUGAUGUAAGUGUUUCAGCGAAGAAAACAACGACACUCCGCAGGUUCAAACAGCCCGUGCAAGCGGAGUGUCGUUGUUUCACUUUUUUUUCGAAAAAGUCGAUAUUUUCAGAAUUGUCUUACACCAUUCCACCCAAUACUAAAUUCAACACAUGCUUCUUAUUAUCAUUCUUGUCUUAUCACAAAUUUGAUCGAUAAUUUCGAUUUCUUCGAAUAA